GUUCUCUCACAUCAUGGCCGUCGAAACCUUCCGCAAGACCACCACCGUACGCGGUAGCGCUCAGAGGGAUCCCCCACCAGUACCGGUGCCAAGAGUUUCCAAAGAAUCGCACUUCCGAGGAGUGCGUAAGCGUCCGUGGGGCCGGUUUGCGGCGGAGAUUCGCGAUCCAUGGAAGAAGACUCGGCGCUGGCUUGGCACCUUCGACACUGCGGAAGAAGCCGCCCGAGCCUACGAUGAGGCGGCCAGAAGCCUCCGCGGACCAAAAGCAAAAACUAACUUCGGCUACGGAGGCAUCGCCAGCAUCAACACCGCGUCUCCGCCUUCGCCUCCUUCGGCGGCUAAACAAGUUCCAGCUUCCAAUCCGAAGGACCUUCCGCAUUGGUGGUCGGUGGAAUUAUAUGGUUCCCAUCGGAGUUUUUUAGUUUCUGGUGAGGCUUCGGUGGCAAGUGUACCGGCUUGUUCUGAGUAUGCUGGAUAUAAGCUAGAUACUGUAGGAAUGGCAAUGAACGAGCAAGACAAGAAGAUCAGGAGUGAAAAAAAGCCCUUUCUGUUCGAUCUGAAUCUGCCGGCCCCUCUCUUCUGACCUUUGGCCACGUAUUCUGUUUUUGAUUUUGGUGGUGAACUCGACGGAAUGUCGCCGGAGGAGAAGAGUAAUAGUAUUCAGCGUUCGAUGGCAGGGAAUUUUUUUGAAUCUCUUUUCCAGUUUUACCCUCGUGGUUAGUUAUAUUUACCUCUUUGUACAGCUUAUCAGUGGUCUAUCAAGAUGCUUUUUGGACUUUUCGGAGCGAGCCUGUGUUAACACGGGUGUUUUGCCAUUGACUCGGUGGUGACUCAUGUUGCAGUCAGAUAAUUAUUAUCAUUACUCAAAAGAUUUCCU
Messenger RNA from Ilex paraguariensis (yerba mate), 877 nucleotides. The record is from the annotation of a GenBank genome assembly. NCBI's taxonomy places the organism in Eukaryota, Viridiplantae, Streptophyta, Magnoliopsida, Aquifoliales, Aquifoliaceae.